Messenger RNA from Myiozetetes cayanensis, 785 nucleotides. RefSeq names its product thioredoxin like 4B (gene TXNL4B). NCBI's taxonomy places the organism in Eukaryota, Metazoa, Chordata, Aves, Passeriformes, Tyrannidae. The record is from RefSeq and is a predicted model, not a curated record. The transcript is spliced from 4 exons. The coding region runs from base 155 to 604 and encodes 149 amino acids. Gene Ontology annotation, biological process: mRNA splicing, via spliceosome. Gene Ontology annotation, cellular component: U4/U6 x U5 tri-snRNP complex; U5 snRNP; spliceosomal complex.
CGGGGCUGGCCGGGCCGGCACGGUGCCGUGUCCCCGGCCUUCCGCCGCGCCCCCGGCUGCGCACCCAGCGUUCCGGGCUCCCUUCGCCCCCUCGGCGGGGCCUGCGGCGUCCGCUGUCAGGUGGGGAUUUAACUGGAAGCGGUGAUCUGUCGCGAUGAGUUUUCUGCUGCCCAAACUGACCUCGAAGAGGGAAGUGGAUCAGGCAAUAAAAGGUGUGGCCGAGAAGGUUUUGGUUCUCCGUUUUGGAAGAGAUAGUGAUGCUGUUUGUCUGCAGCUCGAUGAUAUUCUUGCAAAAACAGCUCAUGACCUAAGUAAAAUGGCAGUCAUUUACCUGGUGGAUGUGAACAAGGUCCCAGUGUACACCCAGUAUUUUGACAUCAGUUACAUUCCAUCUACUGUGUUUUUCUUCAAUGGACAACACAUAAAGGUUGAUUAUGGGUCUCCAGAUCAUACCAAAUUUGUAGGAAGCUUCAAAACAAAGCAAGACUUUAUAGAUCUGAUUGAAGUGAUCUACCGUGGAGCAAUGCGUGGAAAGCUCAUCGUGAGAAGUCCUAUUGAUCCCAAUAACAUUCCUAAAUACGACCUUCUCUACCAAGGAAUUUAAUGGGUUGACCUGAGGUAAAGAAUUACAGAAAUGGACGAUGUUCUAGAUGCUUUUUUCUUCACCUCUGACACGGUGGGACAGUUUUGAGCAUUUAUGCUGAAGGAUCAUAUUGGUCUCCUUCUGAAGACAGACAUUCUGUCACCUCAUGCUUCUCUCAUAAAUAAAGCUUCAUGUUCUUGCA